Molecule: messenger RNA, 450 nt
Organism: Batrachochytrium dendrobatidis JAM81
Lineage: Eukaryota; Fungi; Chytridiomycota; Chytridiomycetes; Rhizophydiales
Exons: 1
Coding region: 1-450 (149 amino acids)
Source: RefSeq, a predicted model, not a curated record
AUGAAUUAUCUAGCACUUAUCGCUUCUCUUAUGACCAUUGCUGGGCUUGCACAAGCAUCGGGUAGAUAUCAUGCCGAAGUAAAGCAGCCAGUCUUUAUUCCACAUCUACUUCCCCAUCGAGAUGCAGGUCACCAACUCAAGCUAGCCAUGUUUGAAGCCAGCAACGAUCUGCUUCAAGCUCGUCCGCUCAUAAAAAUAAACCCUUUACAGCUCAUCGAUACCGAUAUUCAUGAUGAGGAAUUCCAGGCCAAUCAACACCAUCUGAAUAGUUGGAACACGAAUACCGAUCAAACAUGCGGUGAAAAACAGGCACAAAAGGAUUCCCUUCAUGCCGACUUGUGGUUUCCCAGAACCAGUUCUGCUCAGAACGUACCAGAGCUUAAUGCCUUGGAAACCAUCUAUUUGACAAAAAACAUUAUUUCAGCUGCUUCUAGAUGGCUGCUUAUUUAA